Molecule: messenger RNA, 1935 nt
Organism: Aspergillus wentii DTO 134E9
Lineage: Eukaryota; Fungi; Ascomycota; Eurotiomycetes; Eurotiales; Aspergillaceae
Product: Zn(II)2Cys6 transcription factor
Exons: 7
Coding region: 1-1935 (644 amino acids)
Biological process (GO): DNA-templated transcription; regulation of DNA-templated transcription
Molecular function (GO): DNA binding; zinc ion binding; DNA-binding transcription factor activity, RNA polymerase II-specific
Source: RefSeq, a predicted model, not a curated record
AUGCCGCGGGCAAAUGCACGAGUAAAAGUCGCCUGCCGCCUGUGCCAUGACCGGCGGGUGAAAUGCGACCGCAAUGAAGGCACUGCUUGUUCCAACUGCCGGGCCGCGGGGUGUAACUGUGAGCCGAUUGUCUCUCGCCGUGGACGGACUCGAAAACUUCCAAUUAAAUCGAUUAAUACCGAGCAAACCAGGAGGCUUCCGCAGUCCUUUCAGAAUGUCGCUUCGAAUACAUCACGCCACGAUGAUGCUCAAGGUGAUCGCAAUGAGCACCCAAAAGAGCCCUUCUUCCCGGCUCUUGGUCCCAGCGGCAAGACGCCAUACAUUGGGGACUCUUCGAACCUCAACUAUUUGAUACAGCAAUUUGGAAAUCCAUUCCGGGUUACUACGGAUACCCGCCCACUGGAGGACCACCUUCACGGCGCAAUGCUGGCACGGCUGGGCAGCUCAACAGCGCAGCAUAUGGAGAGACUUCAUACAUCUGCGGUUCAAAGCCUUCUGAAUGAAGGGGUAUUCGACCUCCCACCAACAGAGAUCAGUGAUUCCCUUGUCGAUGUCUACUUUCAGUAUUCGUUUCCUUCACUGCCGGUGCUCGAUAGAUCAGCUUUCCUUGCAGCUCGUGAAGAAGGCACAGUAUCACGCUUACUCUUGAAUGCUGUUUAUCUCGCUGCGAGUAUAUACUGUUCAGAUUCCCUCGUUGCUGCUGCCGGGUUCGCCUCCCGAUACGAAGCCAGCCUCACGUUUUACCGAAGAACCAAAUCUCUUUAUGAUGCUGGGUACGAAGCUGAUUCGAUCGCAAUCAUUCAAGCUACAUUCCUUGCGUCUCAUUGGUGGAGUGGUCUCCUCGAUCACAAAGAUCCGUGGUACUGGCUUGGUAUUUCCGCGGGAAUGGCACAGGCUGUGGGGAUGCAUCAAGCGAAGUCUUAUGGACGCCUUCAGCCGAGAGAUCGCAAGUUAUGGCGCAGAUUGUGGUGGAUGGUCUAUGCUAUGGACAUCAACUUAUCUAUGCUCUUAGAUCGUCCACCCCGUGUACAAGGGAGACUUUGCGAUGUAGCCCCGCUGUCAGAAGCUGAUUUUGACCUGGUAUCUGGGUUGUUGGAGAGAGACUGUCUAGGCGGGACUCAACGUGAGCAAUCGCUGUUUGUGGUAUAUGCUGUUCAGCUGGCUCAGACAGUCGAUGGCCAUUAUACUAUCAAGCUCGGCAAUUCCAAUGGACUGGCACAGGACCGCUGCCUAGAGGAAAUUUCAUUGUGGUCAUCAUCACUUCCCCCUGAAUUACAGUUUUCGUCCGCAAACGGCAAUGUAUGGGGCACUCUGAUUCAGAUUCUCUAUCAUGAAUAUCGACUGCUCUUGCAUCGGAGUAAUCCUAGAUUUUCACAGAGCACAGGGCCAGGCACUCCAACCUUCCAGAUAUGCACACACAUCGCUAGCAUGCUGGAGUUCCUUGUGACGAGCGAUCUCAUAUAUGCCGCUGCAGCUACCAUACUUCCUGCUGUCCUCUCAACGCUUUCUAUCCAUAUUGUCAAUAUCCACAAGGGGGAUACUGGUGCCCGACUCAUUUCCGAGCAUCGAGCCCGCUUCUGCAUGUUAAUCCUCGAUAAACUGCAAGACCGAUGGCCAGUCGUUGCGUCAUUCUAUCCCAUAUUUGACUCCCUUCUUAAGCGAUGCUCCAUCGAUGUACCUAUACACCAUGAUACAGUUGGCCCAGAACUUCAAGAAGCAGGAUCAUCAAUGGGGAAAAUUUCUCAUGGACCUUGCAAUAAUAACAACGACAGCAUUCUGGACGGCCAUAAUGACUCGUUUAACCCCAUCUUGCAAGACAACAUGAACACAACAUUCCCAUUCUCAUCAUUCACCAACAUAUUUGAAGAUGUCUUUUUGAGUUUACCACCCCUCCAGUCUGAAUUACUCCAUGGAGGAGAUGCUUUUCUGCAGUAA